Molecule: messenger RNA, 1934 nt
Organism: Suricata suricatta (meerkat)
Lineage: Eukaryota; Metazoa; Chordata; Mammalia; Carnivora; Herpestidae
Gene: RNLS
Product: renalase, FAD dependent amine oxidase
Exons: 7
Coding region: 19-948 (309 amino acids)
Cellular component (GO): extracellular region
Molecular function (GO): oxidoreductase activity, acting on NAD(P)H
Source: RefSeq, a predicted model, not a curated record
CCACAGCGGGGUGCGGCCAUGGCGCGGGUGCUCAUCGUGGGCGCCGGGCUGACGGGCAGCCUGUGCGCGGCGCUGCUGAGGAAGGAGACGCCCCGGCCCGUGCACCUCGCGGUGUGGGACGAGGCCGGGGACUCAGGGGGAAGAAUGGCUACAGCCAGGAGUCCUUGCAAUUCGCAGAGCACCGUUGACUUGGGAGCCCAAUACAUCACCUGCACUCCCCAUUAUGCUAAAAAACACCAGAGGUUUUAUGAUGAACUGUUAGCUCGUGGCAUUUUGAAACCUCUGACCUCUCCGAUUGAAGGGAUGGUGAUGAAGGAGGGAGACUGUAACUUUGUGGCACCUCAAGGACUUUCUUCAGUUAUUAAGCAUUACCUGGAAGAAUCAGGUGCUGAAGUCCACUGCCGACGCCGUGUGACCCAGAUCAACCUGCGGAAUGACAAGUGGGAAGUCUCCAGGGAAGCAGGGCCCCCUGAGCAGUUUGACAUUGUUGUCCUCACGAUGCCAGUUCCGCAGAUUCUGCAGCUUCGAGGCGACAUCACUAACUUAAUUAGUGAAUGCCAAAGGCAGCAACUGAAGUCUGUGAGCUACUCUUCUCGCUACGCUCUGGGCCUCUUUUAUGAAGCUGGUACGAAGAUUGAUGUCCCUUGGGCCGGGCAGUACAUCACCAGUAAUCCCUGCGUACGCUUCAUCUCCAUUGAUAAUAAGAAACGCAAUAUAGAGUCACCAGGAGUCGGACCUUCCCUGGUGGUUCACACAACUGUCCCGUUCGGAGUCACGCACUUGGAGCACAGCACCGAGGACGUGCAGGAGCUAAUCUUUCAGCAGCUGGAAAGCAUUUUGCCAGGUCUGCCUCAGCCAGUGGCCACCAAAUGCCAGAAAUGGAGAUAUUCCCAGUCUUCUAACCCUCGAUGGGUCUAUAGGAUACUCAUCCAAUCUAACCCCGAUUGACUGGCUGUGGCGCCUGAAGCCAUGAGGUGGGAAGGAUGCCGUGGCCACACCUGGGCUCAGUGGGAAAGAAGGCCACAGUUGAUUAGUGAUGGCUGCCAGGGGUUGACUCGCUGGGGUCGCCCCAUCAUCUAUGACACAGUUGAGGAGAUCUGCCCACUUGGUCCUGGAAUUGAUACAUUUACCUGUGUGAAGGAACAAAUCAAUUCUCAGAUAACCAGUCUGUCUCUGUAAGUUUCACUUGAGCCUGCUCCUUUCCUUUGGGUUUAGUGUUGGUCUAAACCAGCAAUGCUGAAGACAUCGGUGUCUGGACCCUGCGAUGUUGUUACCACAAAAGGCGCUGCUUAAAAAAUUCCGCUAUUCAUUAUCACUAGACUUGUUAUGUAUUUGCUCAUAUUAAGUACUCACCAAGCUUCUCCCCUUACCCCAUUUUGUAUUUGCUGUAUUUCACCCAUUGUGAGAUGCCACCAUGUUGGUAUCAGGACAUAUUAGGAGGUUGUUUUCACACGUGUGAACCUGGCUAUUUCGGGUGUUGUAACGUGGGACCACCAUGGCACCUCCUUGAUAUUUUAAUUAGCAAAUUAUCUUAGGAUCAUUUGAGAAAAGAAUAUGACUCCUGGUGGCUGUCUAAAAACCCAUCCUUCCCACCAAAGAGAAAGUGCCUGGUUCAGAACUUGCUAAUCAGGUAUCAGUGGCUCAGAGAAAAUGUGAGCAAGUACAGUUCAGUGGAGCAUCUAUGUAAGAAAUGUCAUGUCACCUGUUGCCCAUGCUCUAGGAGGCACAGGGGACAGAUGAUGUGGGGAAGAGCAUGGAUGUGGACAACUCAGAGCUAAAGAGUGGAGAGGUCACACUCUACACGAAGACAUUUUUGGAAAGGUGGAAACAGUGUUCCUCUUUUAUUUCCUUUCUAUUUCUGCAAAAGGUCUACUUGUAACUAAGUCUAAAAGAACCUUUCUAGUAAGUAUAAAGCUUUGUAUCAUGUUGUCACU